Molecule: messenger RNA, 4762 nt
Organism: Oncorhynchus kisutch (coho salmon)
Lineage: Eukaryota; Metazoa; Chordata; Actinopteri; Salmoniformes; Salmonidae
Product: tumor necrosis factor alpha-induced protein 3
Exons: 9
Coding region: 483-2879 (798 amino acids)
Biological process (GO): positive regulation of Wnt signaling pathway; cell migration; cytoskeleton organization
Cellular component (GO): cytoplasm; nucleus
Molecular function (GO): zinc ion binding; cysteine-type deubiquitinase activity; DNA binding
Source: RefSeq, a predicted model, not a curated record
CUCACAAGGGUCAGAAAAUGACGCUCCCUCUUUGUGCUCACUACGCUCGUCUGUGCACGGUAGGUGGGACCAGGCGUUUCAGUACGCUAUUCGUCACCAACACAACCCGGAGAACGUAGCCUAAUGGCGUUUCGCUCAGACACCACCUAUUGUGUGUGAGAUGUAACUACGUCUGAAGGUUGUGACAGAGAUAUGUGGAAAGUCCCUAACACUGGAAAUCCCCUUUAGUCAGUUUUUUUUUCUCUGUCUACAUUAACUAAAUUAAGUUGGGGGACGUGAUCUAUGCUUUGACGGUCUAUACAGUGAAUCAACCAAAAUAGAAUUGAUUGUGCAGAAAGCUGAAUGGCGUUGUGUGGACUGCUGCGGUUAACCUGAUUGAAGUGGCAGAGGACUACCCGGAGCAUCCUUAGGCUUUGUUGGUAGUCUUUGUACCGACAUAUUGCACAGUUCUGCGUUUGUACACAUUACAUCUGGUGAACACCAUGUCCCAGGGACAGAAUUUCCUGCCCAAGUUCCUCUUUGUGAGUAACCUGCUGAAAGCGGUCAAGAUCCGGGAGCGGGUGCCUAACGAUGUGGUGAAGCCAGCGGCCAGCGGAGGCCUGAUGCACCACCUGCGGGGAAUGCACCGCUACACCCUGGAGAUGAUCCGCAUGAGCCAGUUCCCCCAGGCCUUCCAACAGGUCAUCCAGGCAGCCAUCUUGGACAGGGCCAUGCAGAGCUCCCUAGAGCAGGAGAAGAAGCUCAACUGGUGCCGCGAGGUCAAGAAGAUGGUGCCAUUGAGAACCAAUGGAGAUGGGAACUGUCUUCUCCAUGCUGCCUCUCAGUACAUGCUGGGGGUGCAGGACACAGACCUGGUCCUGAGGAAGGCCCUGUUCAGCGUGCUAAAGGAGACAGACACGGGCAACUUCAGAGCCCGUUUCCAGACUGAGCUGCUGCAGUCUCAGGAGUUCACCCAGACUGGCCUGCGUUACAGCACCAUGAAUUGGGAGGAGGAAUGGGAGAAGAUCAUCAAGAUGGCAUCACCUGUAUCCAGCAGCAACGGGCUGCAGUUUGACUCCCUGGAAGACAUACACAUCUUUGUCCUCUCAAACAUCCUCCGCAGGCCCAUCAUCGUCAUCGCAGACCAGGUGCUACGUAGCAUGAAAUCCUGCUCCUCCUUCUCUCCCCUCAAUGUGGGGGGCAUCUACCUGCCUUUACACUGGCCUCCAGGGGAGUGCUACAAAUACCCCAUAGUGCUCGGCUACGACUCCCAGCACUUUGCCCCCCUCAUCACCAUCAAAGACAGUGGCCCGGAGAUCCGAGCGGUGCCGCUGAUCAACCCGGGUCGUGGGGGCUUCGAGGAGCUCAAGGUGCACUUCCUGAUGGAGAAGGAGCAGACGCAGAAGGAGAGGCUGCUGAAGGACUAUCUGAUGCUGAUUGAAAUCCCUGUCAUUGGACUGGGCUAUGACACCACACGCAUCAUCAACGCUGCCAGGUUGGAUGAAGGGAACCUGCCUGAGGACAUGAACCUGAUGGAGGACUACCUCCAGUUGGUCAACCACGAGUACAAGCGCUGGCAGGAAGACAAGGACCAACUGUGGGCCGCCCAGCCCCAUAGACCACCCCCCUUCUCCGUGUCCCAGCUGUCCCUUAUCGAGAUCCGCUGUGCCACACCACGAUGCACCUUCUACGUCUCCGUGGACACCCAGCCACACUGCCACGAGUGCUUUGAGAAACGCCAGGGCCAGCCUAACGGGAGGAUAGAGGCCGCUCCUACGAAAGGCGGUGGUCAGGCUUGUGAGCCAGAGUGUAGUAGUGGCUGCCGGGCAGUGUUAUCCAGCCCACGUUCCGUCCCUCCCCCACCCACGGCGCCCAGCCUCAGCCUGUACAGCGAGACCCACGCCAUGAAGUGCAAGACACCCGGCUGCCUUUUCACCCUCAGCGUGGAGCACGAUGGUCUGUGUGAACGCUGCUUCAACACCCGGCAGAAUGCACCCACUGCUGAUGGCCCCUCGGGCCUCCCCCUGCCUGCCCACCUCGGCUGGCCCCAGUGGGGCGCGGGACGGGAGCAGGAGACAGAGCGGUGCAACGUGUGCCACCAGAAGGCCUUCAGGAUAUUUAACGGACUGUGCCCCCCAUGCCUCCAGAGGACCGCUACGGAGAGGGGCGAGGAUCCCCAGCCACCGGCAGCAGCCAGGAUAGAGGCCUCCUCUGGGUCGUUAUGGACCCAGCCCCAGCCAAGGGACUCUGAGCGCUCAGGCACCUCGGCUCUCAACGGCCACACGUCUGGCCGGCCCUGUAAGAGGUCGGGAUGCCAGUUCUUCGGGACUCAACAGAAUCUUGGAUUCUGCACCAUCUGUUACCUGGACUAUCAGACCAACCACCUGGCGACCCCUCAUCCUCCCCCUGCUCCAAUCCAGAGUCGUCACGCGUCAGAGGCAGGUUUCCAGGAUGCUUCGCGCUGUCGGGGCCCGGACUGUGGGGCCAUGGGCAAGGUCAUGCUGGAGGGUUACUGCAACAAGUGCUACGUAAAGGAGCAGAGCACCAGGCUCAACCAGGCUGCUACCAGGGCUCCCGGCACCCACUCCCCUCCACUGGUCAUGCGAACAGCUAAACCAGAAAGAGACAGAACCAGACAGACGCAGACCCAGACCCAGACCCAGGCAACGUGUAGGCGGAGUGGCUGCAGUAACAUCUCCCCCGGCUGCACAGACCUGUGUCCAGAGUGCCACACGCGAAACACGCGGGGGCAGAGAGAGAGUCGCAGGGAGAGGGCAGGGGCACCUAAAGAGAAGACAAAGCAGCGCUGUAAAACCCUAGGCUGUGAGCACUAUGCUAACCAAGAGAAGCAAGGCUACUGUAAUGAAUGUGACCUCUUUAAGCAGAUCUACAGGGGGUGAGCCCAAAGGUUUGGGGAAGAUUAAAAUGGCCGUGCCACGAUGCUAGUCAAUGCAUCUCUGAAACUAGUGACCUUACAGCCAAAAGCCCAUUUUAAAAUGUGUUCAUGAAGAGCGGGGGCAGUAGAAAUGGCCGGCAGAAUACCUCUUAGUGCAAUUAUUAUUAUCUCACGUGUACAGGACGAGAGGUGAGGUAUACGUGUCAUAAAACUGACAACAUAUGUACAGUAUGUAUCUAAGUACAUACUGUAUCAUGCUGGACUACUGAUUGUAUCUUGAAAAAAGCGCAAUGUGUAAACUGCUUAAUAAUACGGCCAAGGAAUUAUCUAUGAAGCAGCUAGCUACCUACACAAUAAUGUGAUAAACCACAGCUUUUGUUUAAGAACCUCAUUGACCAAAGUUCUGACAAGUGCAAAGCUGUGCCAAAGCCAUCAUGCACUGCCAAAAUGAGUUUGUUUAGUCAAAAUUCGGUGUUAAACAGGAGUAGUUACAGUCUCAAAAACUGCACCUACCUAGACAGCUAAUGUACAGUCUCUGAGCAUUUGCGAGUGGGCAGGACCCUUAAAAGUAUGGUGCUACUUGUACAGAAAGCAAACAUGGAGGUUCUGUGACAUGACAGAGAAAACAGUAGUUAGAACUCAAUAAUAUUCAACCUCUCCCACCGCCGCAUAGAUGUCUGCUGGCAGUACAGAUGCUGUUGCCUUUUGUGGUUGUGUUCUUGUUUGCUGUUGACCACUUUUGUAUCUGUACUGUAGAAAUACAAGUUAAUGCUUGCCCUGAGAGUUGUACCGCGUUACAGUAUGUUCUAUAUGUGGCCUCUGUUAAUGCUGGGCAAUUACCUUCACACAGACUCCAAGUUAAUGACUAACUUACAGAGAAAGAUAAGAGCAGAGUUCAGUUGAUCUCGUCCAAGGGGAUUGCCAGUGAAGAAAGGAGUGUGUGUUUGAAAGGAAAGGAAAGAAAACAUAAGUGCAGGAGAAAUCCCCUUAGAGCUCAAUACCUCAGUCAGAGGAGGGAGGCCAAGAGAAGGUAAACAAAUACACCUGUGGGGGAAAAAAUGAAAGAGAAACACACCCCCUUGGCUUGGUUCACACCAUGUAGCUGUGGCAUGGCAGCCAGUGCUCUUAGCUACCAUGAGCUGGUAGGCCCCAGCCUGCAGUAAAAUACCUCUCCACCUGUAGAACCUGGCUUGCAGUAGAGUACCUCUUCAUCAUAGGGGCUCUGCUGAAAUCUGCUCUGCUCACACGAUGCCUCACUCCAGUACUCACACCUGUGUGAUAUGCGCAAGCAAACUGACAUUCCUUUUCUUCUUUUAUAUCUAUAUAUUUGAACUGACAUUUUUGUUCCUGCCAAAAAACGUGCCAUCAUCUACAAAGCAUUCUCGUGACCUCUUAACCAACGCAACGAUGAAACAAAAGAACGUCUGUUCAAUAUGCAUAUCUGACGUCUGUUAAAAAAUGAGAUUUAUGGUAGCCUAGAUAGAGAUCUGGUCUUUAAUCAGAUGAUAAACAUAAUAUAAUAUAAGGGCAAUUAGUUGUCAGUUCAUUACGAGACAUCAAAGGAGUACAUGCUCUUUGGUUAUGGGUCGGAACUCUGAUCAUCACAUACUACUUGCACAAUACUUAAUAAGCUGCUCCGGAAUUUAGGAUGGUACUUUCCUUGACAUGCAUAGGGACAUUCCAAUGUUAGACGUAAACACGCAAAGUUGUAACAAAACAUGCAAAAGUUGUGAGAUACAUUUUUGUGUAACCUUUCAAUAAUAGGGUAUUGUAUGAAAAGCUUUGUUUUGUUUGUUAAGUAUUUAUUCAUAACAAAUAUUAUCUGUAUUGUGCGUUUCAAUACUUAUUUAUAUGUUGUCCUGAAAUGAAUUAUUUUUAUUAAGAAAA